AUGGUCCAGGCUGCACCUGGUGAUGAUCUGACCGCACUUCGUAACAAGGCUUUCGCGUCUUUCAGAACCCAGUGCUGUGGUAAACAAGUCACAGGCGGAGCCACAGCCUGGUGUAAUGCUGGAGCUCGUGAUACCAAUCCAUGGAUCCAGGUCGACUUCAGUUGCAGUGUGGUCAUCACUGGCGUUAUCACCCAGGGGCGUGGGAAUAGGAACCGUAACCAAUGGGUGACAGAGUUCAAAGUGGCAUUCAGCGACGAUGGCCAAGAAUGGACCGACGUCACUAAUAAUGGAUCAAGUACACCGAUGAAGUUCCCUGGAAACUCAGACCAAAACACCCACGUGACCACCACCUUCCCGAAGGCUUUCCAGGCCAGGUUCCUGCGUAUCCUGCCUACUCAGUGGAGCUCACACUGCUGUAUGCGCUUUGAGGUCCUCGGCUGCACAAUUAAUGAGUAA
Molecule: messenger RNA, 456 nt
Organism: Patiria miniata (bat star)
Lineage: Eukaryota; Metazoa; Echinodermata; Asteroidea; Valvatida; Asterinidae
Product: lactadherin-like
Exons: 3
Coding region: 1-456 (151 amino acids)
Source: RefSeq, a predicted model, not a curated record